Misgurnus anguillicaudatus (oriental weatherfish) is the source of this 1873-nucleotide messenger RNA. It is a transcript of the gene hemk1, whose product is annotated as HemK methyltransferase family member 1. Gene Ontology annotation, molecular function: nucleic acid binding; protein methyltransferase activity. NCBI's taxonomy places the organism in Eukaryota, Metazoa, Chordata, Actinopteri, Cypriniformes, Cobitidae. Gene Ontology annotation, cellular component: mitochondrion. The record is from RefSeq and is a predicted model, not a curated record. Gene Ontology annotation, biological process: protein methylation.
AGCUUUUAUUUUGUGCACGUGAACUUAUGGGUUGAUGCGUGUGUUUCAAUGCAGAAAGUACAGUAUUUAUUUAUUUACAGUAACCCAGGAUGUAAUGUCUGCUAGAUUAAUCCACACUACGGCACGAUGACAUCUAAAUCCAUUUGGUUUUUCAGCCAAAUAAUUAAGCGACACGGAGGAGCUUCACAACUGAGAAGUUUUGUGAGGUGUUCAUCAUGUGCAGCAGAGGGCGCUGUUGUUCCUCCAUUACACUCCAGCAUCACAGCAGAGCAGGCAGUCAAACUGUGGACCCAAUACUUCACACUGCAGGGCAUCUCUGAGCCUCUCCUCUCCAGUCAGUAUAUAAUAGCUCAUGCACUUGGCAGAAAAACGCUGGAUGCUGUGGACAGAAGGCGGCUAAGAGACCCACUUACAGACAGAGAGAGAGACAAAGUGUGGAAACUUUGCUCUAAACGUCUAACAAGCAUGCCAGUACAGUAUGUGAUUGAAGAGUGGGACUUCAGAGAUCUUACCCUAAAGAUGACUCCCCCAGUAUUCAUACCCCGUCCUGAGACAGAGGAGCUGGUUGGUCUUGUUCUGGAGGACCUCAGGUUAAUGCUGGGGGAGUCGUACGGGACUGAUUUACGAUGUCUGGAGGUGGGCUGUGGAUCUGGGGCCGUCUCUCUCAGUUUACUGCACGGCAUUCCACAUCUCAGGGUGCUUGCAUUGGACCAAAGCCAGGCAGCAGUUUGUCUUACGUUGGAAAAUGCAUGCAGAUUGGGUCUACAGGACAGACUUGAAGUUCAGCAUUUGGAUGUGAUGGGCGAUGCAGAUACGAUACUAAACAAAUGUGGCCCCAUCCAUUUUCUAGUCAGCAACCCCCCCUACCUGCUCAGUAAGGACAUGCAGUCUUUACAAACUGAGAUACUUCAGUUCGAAGACCACGCUGCGUUGGAUGGAGGUUCGGAUGGCUUGUCUGUGAUUCGCUCCAUUCUGGCUUUAGCCUCUCAGCUUUUAAUAGAGAGAGGGCGUGUUUACCUUGAAGUUGCCCCAUGCCAUCCUCCAAUCAUUCAGCAGCUUAUAGAGGAGAGGAUGCCAGAGUUGCUUUAUCUGGAAACCCGAUGUGAUCUCACCAAUAGGCCACGGUUCUGUAUUUUACAGAGAAAAGGAAAGGAUGACUGAAAUAAAGGACACAAGAAAAACACAUUGAGGACCAGAGGUGGUUACAAAGUGUAUAAAUAUAGCAAGAAUAAAUAUAAACGGGUAAAACGUCCACCAUUAGAUAAUGCCUGUAAAUGUGGCCUUAGCCAAAUUGCCAGCGUCACACUCUCGGUCACCUCACUGUAUCCUGCCAGCUCCCAGCACGCACUGUUUUUCUAAGAAUUAAAAACCUGCCAGUCAUACCGAGAAACCGCUUCCUGAAAUCCGGCAAGCAUGUGUUUCUGUUUGUUCAAUUUACCAUUGUUUUUACGUUCGCUCGUCUUUUAAUUGGUAAGCGUACGUGUGGCUGUAUUUUGUUGUGGUAAGACCGCAUUGAUUGCGAGUAUGCGCUCGGUGUGCAAGUGUCAGUGUGCAGUAGGCUGAAGGUAAUUAUCGAGGCCUUUUCUAAGAACUCCCCCUCCCAGCCGCGCACUAGUCGCUCCCUAGAACUAAUGCCCUCGUUCUGCGAAACAGCUGGCCCAUUGCCUCCAGCUCGCUUACUCAGCUAGCCCACAAAAUACAGAUAACUAGGACAACCUGACAUGCUUCACUACCACAAUGUAUGACUGUAUAUACAGUAGAUUUUGUCUGUUGUAGUCUAGUAACGAGUGACAGGUUUGCACGUACACAUGCUGUUUUUCUGUAAUGUUUUUUUUUUUCAGUAACGUUUAAUAAAAACUUUGUAUUUAUCGUU